This is a messenger RNA of Bombyx mori (domestic silkworm), 3712 nucleotides long. RefSeq lists its product as uncharacterized. The record is from RefSeq and is a predicted model, not a curated record. The coding region runs from base 274 to 1107 and encodes 277 amino acids. Lineage: Eukaryota; Metazoa; Arthropoda; Insecta; Lepidoptera; Bombycidae. The transcript is spliced from 8 exons.
AGUCGUACCCCGGUCGCGAAACGCCGCGCGCGUCUCCCUCAAACUCGAUCUCAUUAAAUCAACAGACAAUUUAUCUUAUUGAAUUAAAUUCGUUCGCAAAUCUGCAAAGCGGAAUGCACUUUUGGGGUACGUUUAGCUCAAAACAAAAGUCGUAAAAUUACAUACACGUGUCGGGUAAUAGAUAUUUUUUGUUAGUUAAUUUUUUUCUCCGUUUAAUUCGUCAGUGGAGUAAUCGAAUUUCGCGGACGCCGGGCUCUAUUACCGGACAACAGGAUGUUCCUCUGGCGUGCGUGGACCUUGGCCAUGUGCGCGUGUGCGGUCAUGGCACAGCGCAUCGACCAGGAAGCGUUGUUGUCGCCCAGGCCGGCCCGAGUUCGUGACCGGGACAUCAACAAGGAUGAACCUACUUGCGAUCAGCUCAAGGCGAUGUGGAGAUUCUCGAAGCGACAAGCCCGUGCUCCCGAGAUCAUGAACGAAGUGAGCUCCUACAGAGACCCGUUGAUGUACAAUGAAUGGCCUGUCUACACAGCUGUGCCCAGAGCCGCCCCAAGGUUCCGCUACCAGUACCCGACGAUGCCUCGCGAAGCUUACGGCAGAGUUGUUACGAAAGCUCCCCCCAACGUCGUUCGCACCCCGGAUUACGAUGAGAUGUUCGGAAUGCUGAAUGUUCCGCACACUUCUGGAAAGAUCCUGAGGUACCCCGGACCUUCUCGUCCCCGUGGGGGACAUACAUACAUGGUGCCACCACAGCGCGACAGAUUCGAAGCCCUGAAGAAGCUCAUAAGGCAAGAGCACGUGCGUGAGCUUCAUCGGAAAUACGAGACUGAACAGAAGCAAGAACUGAAGGACAUGACUACCGGACAUAACAACGAUGACUACGUCUAUGGAGCAUACGGGGAACAGGAACCUCGUGGUCUGCAACCGCUUCAGGUCCCGGAAUACUCUGAAGAGUCCUCGGCCAGGCACUCCAAGAAACCUCCAUCCGGAAGCCGCCAAGUCUCCCAGUUCUCUCGCUACUCGGACGUGUUGCUGCCCCCGGUCCGCCGCACCUUCUACCACCCUUACAUCGAGUACACGGCCCCCGAAUACAUUCCCUACGUGUACUGAGCGCUCACCCAGACAACCGACGCUUUCCAGAAAACUCUCGAAGCUUUAUUAAAUACAGUUACCAUAUCGAAGGCAUAUCUUGGCUCUUGCUUCGAUUUACUCCGCGAGCUUCCUCUGCGUUCUAUUUUUUAUAAUAAAUACUUUCUUAUAGUAGUUUCUUGUUAUAGUUAAGGCAGUGCCGCGUGAUUUUCUAGUUAGUGUGCGUGAGAGAUCGUUAGAGAUACGAAGAAGCGAACUAUUCUCGGCUCCGACGUGUCAAUUUGUAAGAUUAUCGAUUAAAAUUUCGCACAUCAACCGAUGUCGCGCGUCACUGCUUCGACUUGACGUUUUGAAUCGUAUUUUUCGAUAGAUGUAAGAUUUUAUGAAAGUCGCCAUCGACACGUAUGUAGAUACCUAUAAUACUUCCCUAAUUAUGAUGAGACGUAUACAAAUGAUUACGAGCAAUUAUAUUUGACUUCGAUGUCAAUUUGACUUAUUAUGAUUGCGAAUUUUCGACAAUAAUAAUACAAUUCGACAAUAAUAUUGUAAUUUGACAAUAAUAAUAUCGUAAUUCGACAAUAAUGUUUGUGCGUUUACAUUUGACGUUUAGUAGGAUUUAAUUAAGUAUUUUAAAAUAGACUUUUAUUAAAGAAUAAUAAAUCUUUUUUGGAUCUUGGUAGCCAUUACAGGCUUAGUUUAGUUAUAGAUAAUGUUUCGGGCAAAGGAAUUUGUUUUUGUAAAUUUUUAUUUGUGUGAUAACAUAAAAACAAACUUUUAGGUUAGUUUGAUGUUUCUUAUUUAUUUAUAUACACCCAAACAAUGCUUUUAUUAAUUUUUAUUAUUCUUAUUUUAUUAAAGUCAUUUAUCUCAUUAUUUGUCUUAAAAAGCGCAGCCUGCAUAAUUGGGCAUGAAUAUAAUAACAAUAAAAAAUAUAUUAUAGCAUCAACUAUAUAACUAUUUACAACAUAAAAUUUCAUUAAUUGUUGUGAUUAGAAUCUAAGAAGGAAAUGUAUUAGAAAUAUAUAUAUUAUAUACAUAAAAUAUUCAAAAUUAUGUCUAUUACCAAAAGCCAACGGGACGGCUGUGUCGGUUUCGGUAACAAAUAACUUUUUUAAUACAUAGCGACUCUGUUUUUAAGCCAGUUCUUGAAGUUUUUUUUUUUUUUUGUUUAGGCACAGUGCAAAAUUCGUAAUACAUAAUUAAUUUUAUUUUAGAAGUUAAUUCACACACUCGCCAAUAUUUUUUAGAUAUUAUAAGAGCAAUUUAAUAGGUACAUAGUGACUCUGUUUCUAAGCCAGUUCUUGAAGUUUUUUUUUUUUCUUUAAGCACAGUGCAAAAUUAUUAAUACUUAAUCUUAUUUCAGAAGUUUAUUCACACACUCGCCAUGUUUUUUUUUUAGAUAUUAUAAGAACAAUGAAUACCGGUUAAUUAAAGUUUCCUGCGCGUUACAAUCACAGUUAAAUUUACUUUUAGAUAUGUGUAUGUAAAUUAAGUGCUUACAUUACGGGCCGUGAGAAUUUGAAUAUUGAAAUAAUUAUCUUUAUUCUCACUUCAUGACUGUGUUUCGAGUCAUAAAAAAAAAUUGUAACCGAAUCCCGACGGAUGUAUGCUUUAACUAACCUUUAUAUAAUAUGUCAUGUUCGUAAUUGUAAUUUAAUGAAGAAGAAAAAAUGGCGUAAAAUACGCAACUUCUUUCACUUCGAGUAAUAUCAUUCUCUAGUCAUAGACUAAAUAAUGCAUUAUUUGAACGUUCCGUGAUAAUUUCAAAAAUGCAUUUUUUUUAUUUUUUUUUUUUUUCACCCGCCCUGAUUUCGAAGGCUGUACGUUUAAGGUUAUUGUUACCUAUUUGUGUACUAUAUUUAUGAAAUCAAUUUAAAAAUAUAUGUAAGUACAGACUCUGUAUGUCUUACAUAAACUCACAGACUAUAUUUGGCUUUAAAAAAAAUUAUAUUAACACAUGGCUUUAAGCAGGUCAAUGUUCUAUGAUCGUCUAUAAAAUAGGACUAAACCUCCUUACACGUUACUAUUAUAUGGUAUAACUAAUAUAUAUAUUUAUUUAUUCAUUUAUAUAUCAUAAUUUUCUAACAAUAUUCCUUAGAAAUUUUACAAGUUUAUUUAAAAAAAGGAAAAUUUUAAAAUCAUUAUUAGUUAGGUAGUUUGUAAAACAUUGUGUAGUGAAAAAUGUAAUGCGUAUUGCACUUUUAAUAUAUAUAUAGGUGUUUAAUGAAUAUAUGAAUAUCGACUAUGUAGAUUCGCAGUUACAUAUCAAUGCGAAAUGCUUCAACCAUAUCGCAUAUCAUAUCUGUUUAAUAUUAAUCAAUUAAUAAUUAAAAAAACUAUCUCUGGUUAACUCUAUUUAAUAUAAAUCAAUUAAAAAUUAAAAUGAAUAAUCUCUGAUUAAAAAUUGCAACUGCGAAUUUUACCAUUAUGACAAUAAAUGUGGACAAUAACCGUCACUAUUACAAGAAAUUAUGACAAUAAAUGACAAUAAAUGUCAAUUUGACAAUAAAUGUCAAAAUGGCGGACGGCUUGUCUUUAAAAUUAUACAAUAACUAUGUAUCUAAUGUUAAUAAUAUGAAUAUUUGAAGUUUUUUUUUUUAAAUAAAGAUAGUUACUUACUCCUGAG